This is a messenger RNA of Trematosphaeria pertusa, 4691 nucleotides long. RefSeq lists its product as uncharacterized. The record is from RefSeq and is a predicted model, not a curated record. Bases 293 to 4438 code for a protein of 1381 amino acids. Gene Ontology annotation, cellular component: late endosome; plasma membrane; tubular endosome. Gene Ontology annotation, molecular function: SNARE binding; phosphatidylinositol binding; guanyl-nucleotide exchange factor activity. Gene Ontology annotation, biological process: early endosome to late endosome transport. Lineage: Eukaryota; Fungi; Ascomycota; Dothideomycetes; Pleosporales; Trematosphaeriaceae. The transcript has 3 exons.
CACAACCUUUGCACUCCGUAUCCAACCCUCUCCUCCGCCCGUUGCGACCUUCGCUACCUUCGCUCUUUGAAGCGCGACGCAAGCUACUCUCCGCGCAUCCACUUGAUGCAAGCCUCCGCCGCUCAAGCCAUCCGUGCGCCCUCCGCAUUCCGCAGCUCCGCGCCAUCGCAACAGGCACCCGUUCGCAAUCGCAGUCGGUCUUUCAAUUAGCGCCGGCUCGUCCGGUCACCCACUCGAGGACACAUGGUCCCUGUUCGCUGAUCCUCGGUCAAACGCCCCACAUAUCGAUUGAAUGCCUCCGGUCCUGAAUCCCUUCUUGCGGGCCUUCUUCCGUAGCACUCUCCCUAGCCAGUGCUCGCCAGUCCAGCACCAUGUCCUCCUCGUCCCAACCACCGAAGUCCUCCUCACCUCCCGUGAUCGCGACACAAACGCCUCGUACGCUGACCUCAGCGGCUCCGAAGAGUUUCUGGCCAGCCAUGUCCUGCGGGUGCCGGGCGGAGUGGGCCCCAACAACCACGUCAAGGAUGGCUCAACCUUUAGGGAGAACCGGGGGAAGGCAAAGCAGUUCUCGACAGCGAACGGCCGGACGGUGAUAAUUAAGGAUGCCUUCGUCUACAGCAACAAAGGAUUCAAGACACUGAACCAAGCCCAGCUGUUGAACGAUACCAUCUUCUACCCCGACGCCUUCGAAGCCCAGCCGUGGCUCGUAUACUUCAUUUCGCGCCCGCUCAUAGGGACCUAUGAAGCGACGCCGAUCACACCUGCCUUACUCCCAGGCUCCACUAAUGGCCACCCUACAAAUCAUGCUAGAGCUGGUUCAUCGGGCGGGGCAACCGCAUCUAUGCCGCGGAAGAAGGAGGUCAAGUCUUUCGGGGACCUAUUGAACCACUUUCCCAUGAUCGCGCGGCAGAUGCAGCCAGGGUUAGACAGAUUAUUCACGGAGUUUAAGAAGGAGCUUGAGAAACCUCUCCCACCUACGCCAGCACAGAAGUCGUCACGGCGAUCCUCUUUAGGUUCUCGGAGGCGAGGUUCUUUCUCGUCAUCAGAGAGCAUGCCCGUCUCGUUUCACAGUAGCAUUUCCGGUCCGAAUGGUUUCAUCUCGACGCUCGAAAUUGACGAUGAGGAAGACCUGAUGCGGCGGUCUCUAGAAACGGCAGUGACCGCUGCUAUAGAUCUCUUCCAAAUGGUGGACAAGCAGCAGCUUUCACUACUUGGCGCGACCACGGACCUGACUGGACCUAUCGUCGAGCGUCUAAUCGAACGGUACAUAACGGAGCAGCUGCAUGAAACGUUGUUCCCUCGAAUGCGGCACAUUCGGCGGUUUGACGACGCUGAACUCGAAGCUAGGAUGCGGCAGAUGGUGGAUGUGGAUAUCUCCCAGGUCGGCAUCGAUAUUGGCCACGGGCGAAAAGGCAAACACGAGCUUUCCAUACGGCUAUCCAAGGCAGUUGAAAUCUUCAAGAAGAUGGGCGUGGCGGGAAGCCCGCAAGAAAUGGUGGAGAUACUGCUCGCGGUUCAGAAGCACAUCACCCAGCCCGACGCAUCGCCGAAUACAAACGGUACAAAGGCGAAAUCGGACGUCAACGGUGUUAAUGGGGAAUCCUUGUCGGAGAAACAUGAUCCUCUGCUCACCAUCAAUGCCGAUACUCUCGUUUCUCUGCUCCUCAUUGUCGUCAUCCGGUCGCCGAUCCGAAAUCUCCAGGCGCGUUUAUCUUACAUGCGGCAUUUCAUCUUCAUCGACGACGUGGAGAGCGGCGAGAUGGGGUAUGCGUUGAGUACGUUCGAAGCUGUGUUAUCAUACCUGGCCAGAGACUCCGGAGGCCUGCGAAAAGCCAGCCGACGCAAUAGGACGCUUUGGAAAGCGACCAAGUCGGGUGACAUUGCGACGAUGCAAGGUGUCCUUGAACCAGAUAGGUCAUUCCAUGAACUCGAAGAUGAACAAGACCUAAGUGACGAUGAUCACCAUGACCCUCGACCUGUCAGAUUUGCGAGCUUUUCGGACCUGUCAUCCUUCGGUGGAACGACUAUCAAUGGCGAUAUUGAACCGAAGCGCAGGCGUAGAAGUCCCCUUCGUAGCAAGCAUAGAGGCGAGGAUGGCCCGCUGGCCCACAUCUUUCCCUUUCAAAGAGCGCCGACGCCUCCUCCUGCGGAUCGUCCAAAGGCAAAGAAGAGGGUGUCUAUGGAUACCCGGAGCAUGUCUAGCUCCUCCGCAUUCUCCUUUAGGUCACGUACCACUCUCGACUCCCGCGCCAGCGGGCUUGAAGGCGACACGUCCAUCGAGAAAUUGACUAAGACUCAAGGAUUUGAGGGCGAAUCUGUCUUGAUGAUGGCCGUGGAGAACAAACAAGAAAAGGCCCUGCAAUACUUGCUUAGCCUCUCCGAAUAUUAUUCCUUGGACUUUGUCCUGGAGGACUGCAACAAUGAUGGCACCACGUUGCUGAGUGCCGCAAUCCAAUCUGCUCACGCGAAGACUACGGAUGCUCUACUGGAUUAUAUCAUUGAGAGCAGUCCGAAUGAAGAGACCGUACGACAAUAUUUCGCGAAGCAGGAUUCAAAAGGUAGAUGCAUGGCGCAUUAUCUCUUCAAUCAGCCUCGCCUCAUCGACCGGAUUGGGCAUCUUGUGCCAUGGCGGCUGAAGGACAAAAACGGCCAGACUCCAGUAUUUGCUCUUUGCAGGUCAUAUGAUCACGACCAGUACCGCGACAUGGUAGACAAAGCCCUCUUGGCCGCAACACAAGCUCAAGAUGACGACCAGCCAUUGCACCUCGACGAGCACAUUGACAACAAGGGGAAUAGCCUGCUCCACAUCAUUACUGAUCCCCAGAUCGCUGUCAAGCUUCUCUAUCGUUGCGAUUCCGAUGUGAACGCGGCGAACGAUAAGCACUUCACUCCUCUGAUGGUGGCCAGCAAAUACGGUCGCACCGAUCUGGUCCGUGUGCUCUUCCAGGAUCCGAGAGUUGAUCUGUCUGUCAAGGAUGUGCGAGGACUUACCGCCGUAGAACUUGCCAAGGACGACGAAGUUCGGAAUCGGAUAGAUGACCUGGUGCUUCUCUCUAACGAGCCGGGUCCUGAUGGCCGGACAACUACCGUCGUCCGGUCUUUCUUCGUCGAAGAUGGGACGAUUAGGCUCGUCUUGAAAUCCGGCGCCCCUAAUGGUAAUUCCACAAUCACGGUUACAACCUGCCGUCGCUCGCUGCAGGACUUCGAAUGCCUGGCGAGAUGGCUUGCCCAAGAGCAUCCCGCAUCCUGGCUCCCAGUCAUCAACAAUCUUGCUUCGCCCUUUUUGAUACCAUCACGACCUUCACGCUCGAUACUGCGCGACAUCCAGCUUCGACUGGACGCUUUCCUGAAGAUACUACUGAAGCAUCCCACUUUCUCCACCCACGAGAUGGUAUGGGAGUUCUUCCUAGUCCCCGAUAUCGAUUCUUCUAUGCUCGCCGAGCGAUCAGCCCGCAAAGCUGAGCUUCGAGUAGAACGCGUGCGAGAUGAGUAUGCUCCUGUAUACGACGUCCGCGAAGUCGAGCUUUUCGUCCAGCACGCACGCGAGUCAGUGCGCUCAUUGCACCAUGCUUCGAAGUCGGUUCUUCGCAGGACGAAUAAGCUACGCUCCGUGUCCUCCGAUCUCACCGACGCUGCAAGGCUCGCCAAUACCGCUAUCCAUUCGCUGAACUUCUUACCGGAGAAGCACCUCAAAGCCACGGAGCGGUACACCAAGACCUUAACGCAAAGCGAGGCGAGCCCUCUAGCAGGCUUCUACUACAACAUGCACGCCAUCUCCAGCACCAUCAAUGCCAUCUUGACCGCACUCAACCGCCCCUCUACCCUUAUCAACGCUAUGUCGACGACACAAAAAGCGGUAGAUCGCCACCACUUGUCCAUUCGGCGAUCCGAUCGAUGGCCGCUAGGCCUCCUCGAUGAUGCUCGAUCCCGUAUGCAGCGCGACGCGCAGGAGAAAAUGGAUCGAGCAACUGAAGAGCUUGCGGGCCUGGGCAAAGAGCUUAGAUAUACACAGCAAGUUGUCGCAGGGGAGCUGGCCAGCUGGCAAGAGAAUCGAGUGGAUAUGGGGAGGAAGGCAUUGAAAGAGUUGGCGAGGAAGAUGGUGGUCACUGAACGGGCAAGGCUCGAGAGCAUGAAGCGCGCUGUUAGGCAUUUGGGUCUUGGUGGAAGCAAGUCCAAGCAGCCCGGCGCGGCGAGCUCCUCCGAAAGCUCGGCGUAUGCGCAGGAUAUGACAGUGCCUGAAGCCUUAGUCGAUAAUGGAAGGAUAGAAGACGUUACCGAUGAGGUCAACGAUGUCCCAGUGGAAAAUGGGGACCAGGGAGUCGUCAACGGGGACGUAGAAGCAUCGGAGGACCAGCCCUUACUACUAGUAGUCGACGACCCACCUCUGGUAGAGCCUCCAUUUGACGCUGGGUCGGAAGAAGCCGAGUCAGAAAGAUGAGCAUUUUGGAUAGCACUUUUACUUUUUCUUGUCGAUACUUUGGCAGUCUGCUUUUGCAUAGAAGAAGGUUUGCGGGGAGGAAUAUACCACGGGCGCCUUUCUUCUUUGGAUUACACCUUUAGCGACGGCGCUUAUAGUAAUAUUAGUUUUCCUUCUGCCAUUUUAGCGUUCAUGCUCUUUUUUUGGUGAAUAUGGAAACUCCGUGGGGAUGUCGCAUGGGCGGGUAGUAUAGAUGAGCGUAGUAAGAAUCUUU